AUGGAUUCAGACAACAAUUUUCAAUCUGAUGACGAAUUUGAUGAAAUGGUGGCAGAUGCAUUGCUGGGUGUUGCAGUUUGUGUUUCAACUAAUUACCACACCAACUAUAUUGUGAAAGAACCAUGUAGAAAUUCGAAUUAUACAGGACAUCAAUUUGUAAUGGAAGUAUUAGCUGGACAUCAUAAGCGUUGUCAUGAGUUAUUUCGCAUGGAAAAGCAUGUAUUUUUACGGCUUUGUCAAGGGCUCACACGAAAGGAUCUAUUAAAAGAUAGUCGUGAAAUUUCUGUGGAGGAGCAAAUGGCCAUAUUUCUUAUGACAAUUGGCCAUAAUGAAAUAAAUAAGAUGCUACAAGAACGAUUUCAACACUCUGGUGAGACUAUUAGUAGGCAUUUUAAUACAGUUCUGAAAGCCCUAGUAACAUUCUCAAUGUCAAUUAUUGUGUCUCCUUCGUUUGAUGAUAUCCCUAUUCAUAUACGCAACAAUCCUAAAUAUUGGCCUCAUUUUAAGGGUUGCAUUAGUGCAAUCGAUGGAACGCAUAUUGAUGCAGUGAUUCCAGUCGAUCAACAACUUGCAUAUCGUGACGUAAAGGAGAUUGCACACAAAAUGUGA
Messenger RNA from Cornus florida, 609 nucleotides. RefSeq lists its product as uncharacterized. NCBI's taxonomy places the organism in Eukaryota, Viridiplantae, Streptophyta, Magnoliopsida, Cornales, Cornaceae. Bases 1 to 609 code for a protein of 202 amino acids. The transcript is spliced from 2 exons. The record is from RefSeq and is a predicted model, not a curated record.